Messenger RNA from Colletotrichum karsti, 555 nucleotides. RefSeq lists its product as uncharacterized. Lineage: Eukaryota; Fungi; Ascomycota; Sordariomycetes; Glomerellales; Glomerellaceae. The record is from RefSeq and is a predicted model, not a curated record. Gene Ontology annotation, cellular component: membrane. The coding region runs from base 1 to 555 and encodes 184 amino acids. The transcript has 2 exons.
AUGAUGGAGUGCACCCGAUUGGUAGAGCUCCUUUUCGGACGAACCUACCCGGAGCAAACGCCCGCCACCGACCUAGAGACUUCCGGCAUCAUCGCGAAGCAGCCUCUGCGCUCCAGCGAGGAUGCGGCUUCGGAAUUUGUCGACAUACUUCGGACGGCCGAGAAAGGCGGCAAGGAUCUUGAGCGAAGGCUUAAGAACGUUGUGACCGCAAACUCCUGGACGGAAAGCUUCGCGAAGCUUAUCCUCAGCGGUGUCGAGGGCCUCGUCCAACAUCGCGAUACGAUCGGCCAGGUCGUCAAGGAGGCGAUGGACAAAUCGGCCGACCUGGCGCAAGAGAUAUUCGGAUUUGCGAAGGAGCACCCGGUAUUUGUCACCAUCAUUGCGAUUGGCAUUCUGGUUCUCAUUGCCCCUUGGGUGCUUGAGGCAUUGGGAUUCGGUGAACUUGGGCCUAUUGCCGAAACCUUCGCGUCAUGGUGGCAGGCGCGCUAUGCAGGCUUCGUUCCGAAGGGAUCUCUGUUUUCCUUCUUCCAGCGACUGGGUAUGACCUGGAGUUGA